Sclerotinia sclerotiorum 1980 UF-70 is the source of this 126-nucleotide messenger RNA. RefSeq lists its product with no specific name. Lineage: Eukaryota; Fungi; Ascomycota; Leotiomycetes; Helotiales; Sclerotiniaceae. The record is from RefSeq and is a predicted model, not a curated record. The coding region runs from base 1 to 126 and encodes 41 amino acids. The transcript is spliced from 2 exons.
AUGGCUGAUGAGGUUGGAGCAAAAACUGAUGAGCUUUGGCAAGUUGUAUCACAAACUCUAAUGCCAUGCUCUCAUGGCUCCACAUAUUUCCCUCUUGCCAACCCAGGUCUCAAUUUCAUUGUCUAG